AUGGAGUGCAAUCUGAGACACCCCCUGCUCCAAAGGGGCCCUGCCCUGGGAGGGGUUCUGGUGCCUGUGAGCAGCAAGCUGGCCCUUCCAGGCGUCUCUGGCAAAGCCCAGACGGUGGGGAUGCUGCCGCCGCUGCCACCAAGGCCCCCUCCCUGUCCUCCAGAGGGUGGGCGGGCAGGGAGGCAGCCGCCCAGCUCAAGUAAUGGCUUCUGCCUGCUGGGUACUGCUGGCUUGGCCUCAGUGGCCUUCCUGAGGCUCGGAGGAAUAUUUGAAUAUGCGGAUGGCCCAAAUGCCCAGGUAAUGAAUGCUGAGGAGCAAGCAUUCCGAUUCUCCGCUAACAUCAUCAACAGGAACAGAACUUUGUUACCCAACACAACCUUAACCUAUGAUAUCCAGAGGAUACACUUCCAUGAUAGCUUUGAAGCCACUAAGAAAGCCUGUGACCAGCUUGCACUGGGUGUUGUAGCAAUAUUUGGGCCUUCUCAGGGCUCAUGUACCAAUGCAGUCCAGUCCAUUUGCAAUGCACUGGAAGUUCCUCACAUACAGCUGCGGUGGAAGCAUCACCCUUUGGACAACAAGGACACCUUCUAUGUCAAUCUUUACCCGGAUUAUGCCUCUCUCAGCCAUGCCAUCUUGGACCUUGUACAGCACCUGAAGUGGAGGUCAGCGACUGUGGUGUAUGAUGACAGCACAGGCCUUAUCCGGCUUCAGGAGUUGAUAAUGGCUCCAUCCAGAUACAACAUCCGUUUGAAGAUCCGCCAGUUGCCCCUCGACACAGAAGAUUCUCGGCCUCUGCUCAAGGAGAUGAAGCGGGGGCGGGAGUUCCGGAUCAUCUUUGACUGCACCCACACAAUGGCUGUGCAUAUCCUCAAGCAGGCCAUGGCGAUGGGGAUGAUGACAGAAUACUACCACUUCAUCUUCACCACACUGGAUUUGUAUGCACUAGAUCUUGAGCAAUAUCGCUACUCUGGAGUAAACCUGACUGGCUUCCGCAUCUUGAAUGUGGAGAAUCCCCACGUAUCUGCCAUAAUUGAUAAAUGGUCUAUGGAGAGGUUGCAGACGGCCCCCAGACCUGAACCUGGAUUGAUUGCAGGGGUGAUGAUGACAGACGCUGCCCUGCUGUAUGAUGCCGUCCACAUAGUCUCUGUGUGUUACCAGCGGGCCCCGCAGAUGACAGUCAACUCCCUCCAGUGCCAUCGACACAAAGCCUGGCGAUUUGGUGGACGCUUCAUGAAUUUUAUCAAAGAGGCCCAAUGGGAGGGCUUAACAGGACGGAUUGCCUUCAACAGAACCAGCGGCUUGAGAACUGACUUUGACUUAGACAUCAUCAGCCUCAAGGAAGAUGGGCUAGAAAAGGUUGGAGUCUGGAGCCCAUCUGACGGACUGAACAUCACUGAAAUCUCCCGAAGGCAGGGACCCAAUGUGACAGAUUCUCUGACCAAUAGAUCUUUGGUGGUCACCACAGUCCUGGAAGAACCCUUUGUCAUGUUUGCCAAGUCAGACACUGUGCUGUCUGGGAACCAGCGCUUUGAAGGCUACUGUAUUGACCUCCUGGCAGAAGUCUCCCGGAUCCUUGGCUUCUCCUACGAGAUUCGACUGGUGGAGGAUGGGAAGUAUGGCGCCCAAGAUGAGAAGGGGCAGUGGAACGGCAUGAUAAGAGAACUUAUUGACCAUUCUGUUCAGGUCAUCAUUGUGAUGCUCUUGUAA
Candoia aspera is the source of this 1707-nucleotide messenger RNA. RefSeq names its product glutamate receptor ionotropic, kainate 3-like. Bases 1 to 1707 code for a protein of 568 amino acids. The record is from RefSeq and is a predicted model, not a curated record. Lineage: Eukaryota; Metazoa; Chordata; Lepidosauria; Squamata; Candoiidae. Gene Ontology annotation, molecular function: kainate selective glutamate receptor activity; transmitter-gated monoatomic ion channel activity involved in regulation of postsynaptic membrane potential. Gene Ontology annotation, biological process: modulation of chemical synaptic transmission; synaptic transmission, glutamatergic. The transcript has 12 exons. Gene Ontology annotation, cellular component: kainate selective glutamate receptor complex; presynaptic membrane; plasma membrane.